Dipodomys spectabilis (banner-tailed kangaroo rat) is the source of this 1443-nucleotide messenger RNA. It is a transcript of the gene Rnft1, whose product is annotated as ring finger protein, transmembrane 1. Gene Ontology annotation, biological process: positive regulation of ERAD pathway. The transcript is spliced from 9 exons. Lineage: Eukaryota; Metazoa; Chordata; Mammalia; Rodentia; Heteromyidae. The coding region runs from base 172 to 1371 and encodes 399 amino acids. The record is from RefSeq and is a predicted model, not a curated record. Gene Ontology annotation, cellular component: endoplasmic reticulum. Gene Ontology annotation, molecular function: ubiquitin protein ligase activity.
AGAGGUGGUGUGAGAGGCGGGGUUCUGAGUCGCCGGGCUCUACCUGAAGGGCUCGGUGCGGAGUGUGCUGCGGCGGUUCCCGCGGAGGCCUCCUUCCGCCGGGGGGGUCAUGAGAGGUGACAGAGCCCUGAAACAAAGAAAUCUGGAUCAGAAGAAAAGUAUCAAAGGGCCAUGCAAGCCAACUGUAACCAAUUGUACAGUCCUCCUGGAACUGCAAGUGGUGAAGAUGCCUCAGCCUCCCAGUGUGUCCAUACAUCAAGACUGACAGGAGAAGUUUCCUGUCUUCAUUCUGGAGAUAUUCAUAUCCAGAUCAACUCCAUCCCUAAAGAAUAUGCUGAGAAUUCAGGCUCCAGAAAUAUAAGGUCAGGCGUCCAUAGCUGUACCCACGGAUGUGUACAUAGUCAUUACCAGAGUCACUCCCGCGGUGAAACAAGACAGCCUGAUAAUAUUGCCACCGAGUCUGGAGAACAUGGAAGUAGCUCCUUCUCAGAGUUUCGCUCUCUCUUCAAGUGGUUGCAAAAAAGUCUUCCUUAUAUUCUGAUUCUGGGUGUCAAACUUGUUAUGCAACAUAUAACAGGAAUUUCUCUUGGAAUUGGGCUGCUAACAACUUUUAUAUAUGCAAACAAAAGCAUUGUAAAUCAGGUUUUUCUAAGAGAGAGGGCCUCAAAGAUUCAAUGUGUUUGGCUACUGGUAUUCUUAGCAGGAUCCUCUCUCCUUCUAUAUUACACCUUUAAUUCUCAGUCACUAUAUUACAGCUUAAUUUUCUUAAAUCCUACAUUGGAUCACUUGAGCUUCUGGGAAGUACUUUGGAUUGUUGGAAUUACAGACUUCAUUCUGAAAUUCCUCUUCAUGGGCUUAAAAUGCCUUAUUUUACUGGUGCCUUCCUUCAUCAUGCCCUUUAAAUCAAAGGGUUACUGGUAUAUGCUUUUAGAAGAAUUAUGUCAGUACUACCGAACUUUUGUUCCCAUACCAGUUUGGUUUCGUUAUCUUAUAAGCUAUGGGGAGUUUGGUAAUGUAACGAAAUGGAGCCUUGGAAUAUUGCUGGCUUUACUCUACCUCAUACUAAAACUCUUGGACUUUUUUGGACAGUUGAGAACUUUCAGACAGGUUUUACGAAUAUUUUUUACACGACCAAGUUAUGGAGUGGCUGCCAGCAAGAGACAGUGUUCAGAUGUAGAAGAUAUUUGUUCAAUAUGCCAAGCUGAAUUUCAGAAGCCAAUUCUUCUCAUCUGUCAGCAUAUAUUCUGUGAAGAAUGUAUUACCUUAUGGUUCAACAGAGAGAAAACAUGUCCACUAUGCAGAACUGUGAUUUCAGAUCGAAUAAAUAAAUGGAAAGAUGGAGCCACUUCAUCUCAUCUUCAAAUAUAUUAACUUGUAUAAACUAUUAAAGGCCACACUACACUGACUAUUCAUAAAGGCAUUUGAGUGUAUUUUUCAGGGCUG